UUCGGGGGGGUGCUUGAGGCCACUGAGACGUUUCAGUUUCCUCUCAGACUUGGGAAAUCCUGUACGUCUAAGGAUCCUGUCGGGUCCUGUCAGUCCUGUCUCAGCCAUGUUACAAUUUAUCUGUGCAGUCGUGACUAGAUUACUGUUUAUUUUGCUCUCAUUGAUCGGUGUGUGGAGAGUGAUAAUCGUCAAAAAUGACAAACUCUACGGGUGUCUGCUUCUCCUCUUCAUACCACUGGUGAUUGAAAUGAUUAUAACUCUGAAGAGAAGGAAAGGGGGGAGCUGUAAGUGGUUCUCGCCGGCCAUCUUCCUCUUCCUGAUCAGCAUUAUACCCAGCAUUUGGAUCCUCGAGCUGGAUCAACAUAAUCAACGCAACCACACCAAGUGUGAGAAACUUAUUGAUAUUCUUACGAAUACUAGCAGCCUCAACGAUUUGUCCAAGGACUCUAAGAUCUUUUUGACUGUGUGCGCCAACGACUGGAUCCUAGCGCUGCACCAGGUCUUGCUCAUACUGCUGAUCGUGGGCAAGUGGCUGAUGCCCAUGGAAGGCCUCACCCGCGAUCAGCUAUCGCAGCUGCUUCUCAUCUUCGUGGGCACGGCCGCCGACAUCCUCGAGUUCACCAGCGAGACGCUGUCUGACGUCAAAGAUAAGAACUUUGUGCUGGUGUACAUUAUUCUGGGCGUCUGGACGUGGAGCAUGCUGCAGUUCCCCUACCACCUCUCAGUGCUGACUGUAAACGAGGAGGGUGAAAACCAGGGUCGCUUCAGCCUCUCCAGACACAGUGCAGAUAUCUGGACCACGGUGGAAGCGCUGUUGAUCCACGACGGCCCGUUUCUGUUGGUCCGUCUGAUCAUCAUGACUCACUUCGGAAUCAUUCACCAAAUGUUGGUCUUUUUCGCCAUCAAGAAUUUCCUGGUGGUGCUGCUCAACGCGUACAGGCUGUGUGUCGUCUGCUGGGCUUCCAGGUCCGUCUCAUCCGACGGCGUCUCAGGGCCUCCGUCCGAACGCGUGAACUGUAUUUAACUAUAUUUAAAAUGUUUAAAAACAAUAAACCUCAAAGAAAGAUUGGAAGGGAUUUGUAUGUUCUCCCUCUACAGUGAUUAGUUUAUUAUUAGGGAUUAGUUUAUUAAACCUUUACCAAGCUCUACAAUACAGAGUUACCAUGUCCAGAAGUGGCGUCGACUUCUCUGGGCUCGAAGGCAUCUAGGAUGGACCAUCACACAGUGAAAACGUGUAUUGCGGUCAGAUGAAUCAGCAUUUAAGUGUGGUAAAAAGGAACGGCAACAUUACAAAGUGGUAAAUGCUUUACGGUCCCAACUCUGCAGGAAUGGAUGUUUAUUAAUAAAUGACAUUAAGCUGACCAGACAAAAAUGAAAUAUCUCAUAUAGGUUCAUCCUGUCUGACAUCAAAUAAAAGUCAAA
This is a messenger RNA of Trichomycterus rosablanca, 1422 nucleotides long. RefSeq names its product transmembrane protein 26b (gene tmem26b). Lineage: Eukaryota; Metazoa; Chordata; Actinopteri; Siluriformes; Trichomycteridae. The transcript has 6 exons. The record is from RefSeq and is a predicted model, not a curated record. The coding region runs from base 107 to 1024 and encodes 305 amino acids.